AUGAAGAAGGAGAGACAAGGGAUGAUGAUAACAACGCAACACAAUAUUAUGAUGAGGAUUGGUCAAUAUCUUGAACGUGAAAAUGAAUCUUCAGAUAGUGAACCACUCAUCAACAACGAACUCAUGAAUAUAACAGAGGAGGUGGAAUUAAACAUUUCAGCAGGUACAGCUAUGAAAAAAAGAGGGACAGUAUAUUGCAGGAAGCUUACGCUAUUACCUCCGGGUGGAAAACUAAAUGUGGAGUUUGAUGAGGAUGGUGUUGCUAUUGGUGAUAAUGCCUCAUUAUUUUCUUUCUUCUUGGGUCAACAAGUUCAUAAUAAAUCUGUUUGUCCAAUACAAGUCAAGGGUUGGAAUAAGUAUACCUCUGAAAUAUUAUACCAUUUGUGGGCUUGCAUCCAGGAGAAGUGGUCAUUUGAUGAUCCUGAACAAAAGAGGGAGUGUGUCAUGAAACAUGCACAACGAUUGUUUAGAUAUGCAAGGAGCAAAUUGAAGAGAAAGUACUUUAGUAAGCUGACAACAAAAGAAGAACGUCUCAAAAAUAAGCCAAGUCAUCUAAAGUUGAAUGGAAGUUCUUGCUCGACUAUUGGAGUAAUGAUACAGUUAUGGAGAAGAGUAAAAAAGCAAGUGAAAGUAGGGCUCAUCAAAAAAUGCCUCACUACAAUGGUACUAAAAGCUUCAGUCGCACUAGACAAGAAAUUAGGAAGAAGAAUGGUGGGAAGUGUUCUCGAGUUGAUCUACUACUUGCAUCUCGUACGAGAAAGUCUGAGAAGGCUGUGAAUGCAGUAACUUUAGAAAAUAACACCCGUGCAGUAGAUGAGAUAAACAAUAAAGGAGCAAAGGAAUCAAGGUCUCAAUGAGAAAACGGAUGAGCAAAUCAUUCAAGAUGUGCUUGGUAAAGAUACACACGGGUAUGAUUAGAUCUUUCUGAAGAGGUGAAUGAAGUUAAAAAGAAAGCAAAUCAAGCAAUUGAAGAAGCAAAAAAAGAUGAUGAAAAUGCUAGAAUAGAAGCUGAACAAGCUAAAAUAGAAGCUGAAAAAGCCAAAAAAGAAGCGGAAGUUGUUAGGAAUGAUGUAGACAAAAAAAUUGCAGAGAACAAUGAAGUUUGGGAGAAAAAAUUUAGUCAACUUUUAGAUUUUUUUGAAGCAAGAGGUUCUUUGAAUAAUGAUGAUUUAGGAAGUGAAGGUGCAUCAAAAGUGAAGUAAGUA
This is a messenger RNA of Chenopodium quinoa (quinoa), 1205 nucleotides long. RefSeq lists its product as uncharacterized. The coding region runs from base 1 to 777 and encodes 258 amino acids. NCBI's taxonomy places the organism in Eukaryota, Viridiplantae, Streptophyta, Magnoliopsida, Caryophyllales, Amaranthaceae. The record is from RefSeq and is a predicted model, not a curated record. The transcript has 6 exons.